Messenger RNA from Monodelphis domestica (gray short-tailed opossum), 1840 nucleotides. Its product is annotated as olfactory receptor 8G3-like. Gene Ontology annotation, biological process: G protein-coupled receptor signaling pathway. Gene Ontology annotation, cellular component: membrane. Gene Ontology annotation, molecular function: olfactory receptor activity; G protein-coupled receptor activity. The record is from RefSeq and is a predicted model, not a curated record. NCBI's taxonomy places the organism in Eukaryota, Metazoa, Chordata, Mammalia, Didelphimorphia, Didelphidae.
GCCAUGGAAACAGGAAAUCACUCCACAGUGACUGACUUUAUCCUCGCAGGAUUAACAGAUCAGCCAAAACUCAAGUUCCUCCUUUUCUUCUUAUUCCUGUGCAUCUAUGUGACCACUGUCGUGGGAAACUUAGGCAUGAUCACCCUGAUUGGGUUCAGUUCCCACCUUCACACCCCCAUGUACUAUUUACUCAGUUGUUUGUCCUUCAUUGAUCUUUGCCAUUCCACUGUCAUCACUCCCAAAAUGCUUGUUAACUUUAUGUCCAAGAAGAACAUCAUCUCCUACAAUGAGUGCAUGACUCAACUCUAUAUCUUUAUCAUUUUUAUUGUUUCUGAGUGUCAUUUGUUGACUGUGAUGGCAUAUGACCGUUAUGUCGCCAUUUGUAGCCCUCUGUUGUAUAAUGUCAUUAUGCUAUUGGGCGGGAUGAGCAUGAUAGGCUUGCUUGCUGCUACUGCUCAGACCGGGUGCAUACUCAGAUCAUUCUUCUGCAAAGACAACAUCAUCAAUCAUUAUUUCUGUGAUCUCAAUCCCCUCUUAGAGCUUUCUUGCUACAGUACCUAUGCUUGUGAAGUGGUCAUUCUACUCUUUGGGGUAAUUAACAUAAUUUUCCCAAUUCUGACUAUCCUUAGUUCUUAUUUCUUCAUCAUUGCCAGCAUCCUCCGUAUCCAAUCAACAGAGGGAAGAUUUAAAGCCUUCAGUACCUGCAGUUCUCACAUAAUUGUUGUUUCCAUCUUCUAUGGUUCUGCAGCAUUCAUGUACUUACAACCCUCCUCAGUUAGUUCUAUGGACCAGGGAAAAGUGUCCUCUGUGUUUUAUACCAUCCUGGUGCCCAUGCUGAACCCUCUGAUCUAUAGCCUGAGGAACAAAGAUGUCAAAGUUGCACUAAUCAAAAUAUUGGAGAGAAAAAAAUUCUGGUGAAGAAAAGAAAAGUGAGAGAGACAAUGUUAGAGAUUGGAAGAUGCAAUGUUAGUUCUUGGAAAAUUGGGAUACAUUAAUAUAUCCAUUGGGGGCAUAGUCACUUUUCUGUUAUUUUUCUCUUUUCCUUGGCUUCUGCAUCUUUUUAUAAACACUGCUCUGCAUUUCUGAGAAGUAAUGAUGAUGAUUGGUUCUACUUAUAAAUAGUAUCUAUAUCUUGUGCAUUGGGUCUCAUUGCUCUUAAUAUUUUUGCAAUACAAUUAUUGAGCAGCUGUAAGGGUACUCUACUCAAUAAAAUAAUUUUGUAAUUAUACCUUAUCAGGUCUAAAUUUAUGAUAAUUUCCAGGUUCAAGAUUGAUUAGGUUUGGGUUUCAAAAUCUCUCCUUUAUACCCUGUUGACUAGGAGUUUCACCUUCUUGUGUUUUUUAGAAGAAAUCCCCAGGAAAUCUUAAAAAUAGUUUUGAUCCUCAAACCACCCAACCCUACUAAAGGUACUUGUGCCCCAGCAAUAGGUAUUAAGACUAUUGGUCUAAUCUGUCAACUGCCGCAUUCUUCAGGGCUUGGCAAGAUCUUAAGGUUCACAGCAAUUCAGUUGUACUUUUGUUUACUCUUCAUGUUUUUUUUUUUUACUUUUGAUCAGCAUAAAAAUCCAAUUAAUUACUGAUAAGUUCUAUUAUAUUAACUUUUCCUACAAGUCUAUUAGAAUGUAGUGUGUUGAAGAGGAUCAGGUUAUAAAGAAAUAAAUACACUAUGGUAUGUAGAGAGGAGAACCAUCAUAUAGCUUCACCAAUUGUUUCCAGUUUUAUAAAGGGCAACACACACACACACACACACACACACACACACACACACACACACACACCUUGUCAGUUACCAGACUACUAUAUCUAUAAGGAGGAGAAUAUUGGAAGAUCUAUACUCAGGC